ACCUGCAGUGCCAGUGUUACACUUAUUUUCAGAGAUCUACUAAGGCCUUCCAUUCUCUGACUAUUUACUGCUAUUUACAUAGCGAUUGAUAUUAUUUAUUAAGUUAAUUGAGACGAAAUGGCCAUUAUUUCCCCACAAAAAGUGAGAGAAAAUAAAAACAUGUAAUUUACUGGUUUAAAUUGUAAUACCGCUCAAUCAGAAACUGUUCUAGUUGCAUGUUGACGUUGUUGUUAUUCUUAUAAAACAGAAAAAAUAUUUCAAAUCGGUUUGGAAUAUUAUUGAUAUUUUAAAUUUUUUUCAACAACAAAAAUAACAUUUAGUAAAAUAUUGAAAAAAGUUCAAGAUAAUUUAAAAUGGAUGUUAUUGAGUUUUUUUGUAAUAAGUGCUGGAGUCCAAUGAAAGGUUCAAAAUAUGCAUUUUCCAUCACCGAGUGUGGGCAUAUUUUUUGCCAAAAAUGUAUGAAAAAAGCUGGUAAUUCAUGUGCUAAAUGUAAACUAACUGCAGUUAAAUCUUUGGUUUUAAAUCAGCCACUUUGUGCAUCAGUUUCAACACUCUUCAACCCUCUUGUUGAAACAGUUAAUCAACUUGGAGCAUCAACUAAAUUUCAAUUAGGACAGUACCAUAGUCUUAUUGAACGUUACAAAGAAUUAGAGAAAAAAUAUGAAACAUCAAAAAAGUCAUAUUGGCAGUUGAUGCAUCACUUAAAACAGAUUAAUGCAGAUAAAGAAAAAUACAAAACCAAGUUGUCAGAAAAACAAAGACAAAGAAACUAUCAGCCAGGUAAUACCACCAUAUCUCAAGAUUAUGGAUCACCAUUGCAACCUUAUGACAAAAAGUUCACCAAUGGAUUUCCAUAUUCACCACCAAGUACUUUUCGGGGAUCAGUUGAAGACACACCAUGCUCAUCACGUGCGAGUUCAAAUCAAAAUUUCAAGACUCCAGAAUCUUUUAAUUCUGCAUCAACAAUCCAAGGAAGCAGCUGUACUCAGUCACACAUUACCCCUGAUGGUUUUAGAAUCCCACUAAGUACCAGAGUACCCAAAUCAGCUGGUAGAUAUUCAGUAGUUUCUUCAGAAUCGUCUAAUCUUACUCUACCAUUCAGAAAUUUCAAACCCUUUGGUUCUUCCAAUUUCUUUCGUCAACAAUGAUGCAUACUGGAAUUGGUUUUUUUUACCUUGAAUUGCUAAUUGUUUUUGAAUUUUUCUAAGUUUGAACAAAAAAAAACAAUCGAAUUAAUUAAACAUUUCAUUCCAUGAAAAACAUUAACAGAGUAAAAUCGAUAAAUAUUAUUAUUUGUUUAUUUAUUUUUUAGUUUUUUAAAUUUAAUUUCAUAAAAACAAAUUUAAUCCAUAAAUUAGUAAAAAUAAUAAUUUGGGAAUUAUAAAUAUUACCCAAUAAUAAAAAUUUAAGUUUUUUUUUUGUUCUAUUUAAAAAUUAUUAUUAUUUCCAUUGUUCUUUUUUGUAUAAUUGUUAUUGUUUAUAUAAUAUAUAAUAAACUUUUUAAUUGAUAUUUAA
Messenger RNA from Aphidius gifuensis, 1515 nucleotides. RefSeq names its product zip homologous protein 2-like. Bases 354 to 1148 code for a protein of 264 amino acids. Gene Ontology annotation, cellular component: synaptonemal complex. The transcript has 4 exons. The record is from RefSeq and is a predicted model, not a curated record. Gene Ontology annotation, molecular function: SUMO transferase activity. Gene Ontology annotation, biological process: protein sumoylation; reciprocal meiotic recombination; homologous chromosome pairing at meiosis. Lineage: Eukaryota; Metazoa; Arthropoda; Insecta; Hymenoptera; Braconidae.